Molecule: messenger RNA, 2606 nt
Organism: Closterium sp. NIES-65
Lineage: Eukaryota; Viridiplantae; Streptophyta; Zygnematophyceae; Desmidiales; Closteriaceae
Source: the annotation of a GenBank genome assembly
CGGCGGUGCUGGCGGAGUGUCAGAGGCAGUGGCAGGCGCAGCUGCGCGGAUGGAGCAAGGGGGGGGACUGCGCGCAGGUGGAGGGCGUGCGCUGCAAUGCUGCUGGCUUCAUCGUCUCACUGAACGUGAGUAAGAAGCAGUUGGAGGGGCCCAUUCCAGAUGCCAUUGGGAACCUCACCGCACUCACUCUACUGUACGCCGCACCUUGCCACGCCAUGCGUCUCUCAAGCACCAAGCUCACCGGCUCCCUUCCACCCACUGUGCCGCGCCUCACCCGCUUAGAAGAGCUAACUCUCAGUUACAACACCCUGUCAGGCUCCAUCCCGGAAGCCAUUGGUGACCUGGCUGCCCUCUCACACCUGUCUCUCGAGGAGAACAAGAUCACAGGAGCAAUCCCUUCAUCCAUCUUUCGCCUCUCGAAUCUCACCUUGCUGAAUCUCGGAACCAACAAGUUAGAGGGUACGAUCCCUUCGGCCAUAUUUCACCUUACCAAGCUCGCCUUGUUAGAGCUUCGUUGGAAUCAAAUAUCCGGCUCCAUUCCCGCAGCCAUCUCUAAGCUGGUUGCCCUCUCACACCUAGACCUCAGCUUUAACAUCAGAGUCACAGGCUCCAUUCCCCUCGAGAUGCAGAGGCUUACCAAGCUCCAGUCUCUAUACCUCAGCUAUAUGAGUCUAUCGGGUCCCUUUCCAUCGUGGAUAGCUGGUCGCACCAUGCUCAGAAAUUUAGUCGCUGCACACAACAGACUCAAUGGCAGCAUACCAGAGUCCAUUGGCAGCACCAUCAACCUUCAAGUCUUAUCCAUAUGGAAGAACAACCUGUCAGGCAGCAUUCCCGAGUCCAUAGGCAGUCUCACCAAGCUCAGCAGCCUGGACUUGUCAGACAACCAGUUUGUGGGAGCCGUACCUGAGGGCAUUGGCAACAUGAAGUAUAUUCGGAAACUGGAUCUCUCCAACAACCACUUGACCGGCACUCUCCCCACCACCCUCUCUCGCCUCUCUGGCCUGCAACAACUGUUCCUCAACCGCAACAACCUGAACGGCUCAUUUCCUCUCUGGAUCACACAGAUGUCCAGCGUUGCAUGGCUAUACCUCAGCGACAACAAUUUCUCCGGCCCCCUACCUGCUGCUCUUGGCGGCUCUAAAGGCCUCGUCUUUCUUGAAACGUCAGGUUCGGGCCUCACAUGCCCACCAGAUGCGUCCAGCUGUGUGGUUCGGCAGACCAACUACAGCGCCUUCUGCCUAGACUGCCACGAAUUCUGUGCCACUUGCAUCAGAGAUCAAUCCCCAUCCUCAUCCCGAAUCGUGGCCUCUCCUCCACCAUCCCCAUCACCAAAUCAAACCGUCAACAACUCCUCCAACUCCUCACUUUCCUCCCCCUCACUCGCUUCCCCUUCUGGCCUGUCCGUGGGAGCUGUUAUUGGCAUUGUGACAGCAGCCGUUCUGCUCGUGCCUCUCCUGCUUGCAUCAGCUUGGUGCCUUGCCGCCCACUUCAAGAUUUCCACACAAGACUCCCCGAGCCCGCAACUAGGGAACGCAACGACACCAUGCCGACGGUACUCCCUGGCUGCCGUGGCUCGUGCGACGAACAACUGGUCCAAGGAGUGCCUGCUGGGGUCGGGGUCAUACGGAGACGUGUAUCGCGGGGUGUGCCCCGAGGAUGGCACCACACUGUGGGCCGUGAAGCGCGCCAAAGUCAUCACCGCUGACUUCCACAGAGAGGUGGCGCAGAUGGCCACGAAGCACCAUCCCAAUCUGGUGCGGCUGCUGGGGUAUGCAGUGGGAGGCCAUGUGAACACGCGGGUGGAGAACAUUCUCGUCUACGAGUUCAUCGCCAAUGGCGACCUGCGCCAGUGGAUCGCCCCAGAUGCACCCACAAGUUUGACUCUGCAGCAGCGAGUAGGCAUCCUCCUGGGGGUGGCACGUGGGUUGGAGUAUCUCCACAGCUUUGGCCUCGUGCACCGGGACAUCAAGCCAGCCAACAUCCUCAUUGACGCCCACAUGCAGGCGAAGGUGGCAGACUUUGGGCUUGUGCACGUGGGGGAGGGCACAGCAACGGGCACAACAACGGGAUUCACGCGAGUGCUGGGAACGGUGGGCUAUGUGGACCCUGCUUACUCGCUCACGCACAACGCCACCACUUCUGCAGACGUUUACAGCUUUGGCGUGCUCAUGCUGGUGAUGCUGUCAGGCAGAGGAGCCACCAUCAACGCGAUGAGCCUUGGCACUGAGUCAGACGCCUGUGCCGGCCACGAGCCAAUUUCCAUCUGCAAAUGGGCAACUGAUCUAAUGGCGGAAGGAAAGACUACACUCCUCAGGGACCCACGCAUGGAAGCACCUGAAGACAUCACCAUUCGCCUCGCCCACCUCGCUGUCACAUGCACUGCCAUGCCCACCGCCUCCCGCCCCUCCAUGUCCCGAGUGGCCCAAGACCUGGAAGCUCUGCGGGAGGAGGUGGGAGGGGGGGAUGCGAGAGCGAGAGCGGCAGGGAGGGUUGACGAGAAGAUGUCAAAUCAGCGGUUACAGAGGAGCAUGGAGGAGGACCUUGCGUUGCUAAAUGAGCAAGUCAUGCAUGAGGGUGAAGCAACGGCUACCUUUGUACAGACAUGA